Messenger RNA from Moneuplotes crassus, 883 nucleotides. The record is from the annotation of a GenBank genome assembly. NCBI's taxonomy places the organism in Eukaryota, Ciliophora, Spirotrichea, Euplotida, Euplotidae.
AUGGAAAAUAAGAACUCAAAAAAUUAUGUUCAAUGUGAACUAUCUCUUGAGGUGGAAAACAAUCUGGACCCUACAACUUAUUUUACUCUUUUUGGAUCUUGAGACAGUCCAAGCUUGCCCUUUGAUAACAUCACAGAAGAAGAUCUUGAAAAUCCUCUUGAUGAAAUACUACCUGCUAAAUUUUCUCCAACCAGGAACCUGGAGAAAAAUUUUAAACAGCAAGAAGACUUUUGUAUUUUGCCUCAAAUUAGAGAAAUGGCUCAAUACCAAGAAGGUGUUUAUCAAGAGUAUUUAAUUAAUGAAGAUAAUAGUACUCCCUUUAACUUCAAUCUCAACCCCAAACCCAAGGUCCAUUCACCUUCUUUUAAAGAUCUUAUUCAAGAAAAAUCUACUAAGAAUACAACAUUAAGACUAAAGAUUCUCUUGAAAUCUUCAAAAGAGAAAGACAUAAAAGCCAAGAGAUGGGGCAAGGAUGAAGAUAUUGCUCUAUUUAAAGCCUUCAGAGAAUGUGAAGAACAAGGACUCAUUACUUUGUCUUCUAUUUGUCAACUUAAGUCUGCUGCUCAGUUAAAGUCUCAUCAAGGUCUCCAAAUAAUAAAAAAUAAACUGGGGUGCAGACAAAGUUCUCGCUUCAUAGCCAACAGACUCAGUCUGAAACUCACAGAUACGUUCUCUAUUAGAGAGACCAAGCUGUUGAAGAGACUGCUUAAAAAUUAUAACUAUGAGAAUGUCAAAUACUCUGAAAUCAUCGGAAAAUUUUCAGGAAAGACUCUUCAAGGCUUCAAGAACUACUGCGACACACUUUGCAGCAAAAAGAAAGUCAAACAGCUGACUCAGCUCAACAGAUCUGACUAAGGUCGCUGAAUCAACAAACAUUUCACUC